UGGUAAGUCACCACGGAGAGAUGCACUUGGGAGAAAGAGCCACAUCCCGCCAAGAUUGGAGAUCUCUGCUGCCCUAGACAGUGGUGGAAUCUUGGGGACCCCAUCUCCAUAGUUCCUGUGGGCUCUUCAGGGACUGCAAGACCUGAACAUAAGUGGGCGGUCAGGAGUCACCUGAGCUGGGACAGUGGUAAAGGCUGCAACAGACAGCGGUCAGGGACCACGGACAGCCCACCUGGUGGGAACAGCAGCUUCUGUGUCUUGCCUUCCUCGGGAGGGCUUGGCGGUGCCAUGGUGGUGCUACACAGCACCGACAAGGGGAACAACGGGGUAGGUGUGCCCCUGGAGCCCUUCCUGCACCAGGUGGGUGGCCACAUGAGUAUGCUGCAGUACGAUGCCCACACCGUGUGCAAGCCCCUCAUCUCCCAAGAACAGAAGUUCUAUGAGUCCCUGCCAAUGGCCAUGAGAUGCUUCACCCCUCAGUACAAAGGUACUGUCACAGUGUGCCUCCGGAGAGACAGCAGAGGCCAUCUUGGCCUGGUUGCCAACCCACUGAAGGAGAACUUGGAGCCUCUCCAGGUAUCCCCAGAUUCCAGAGCGGUGGCCAUCUGGCAGACACUUCAGCAGAGUGCCAGCAGUAAUAGCAGCCCCCGUCCCCUGGCCCAGCUGGCAUGCUCACUCAAGGAAAGCACAACCAAGGUGCUUCUGAGCUCCGACUGCCACCUCAGUGCCCAGGCGCCCCCCCUGGCGGAAAGUGCGGAUGGGAGCCAGGUGGAGAGAAGGGACUUUAACCCAUGGGGCCUGCACUGUCACCAAGCCCACCUGACCCGCCUGUGCUCUGAGUACCCAGAGGACAAACGGCACCGGUUCUUGCUCUUGGAAAACGUGGUGUCCCAAUACAAGCAACCCUGCAUCUUGGAUCUGAAGAUGGGCACCCGGCAGCAUGGGGACGACGCGUCCGAGGAGAAGAAGGUCCGCCACAUGAGGAAAUGUGCGCAGAGCACUUCCGCCUGCCUGGGCGUGCGCAUCUGUGGCAUGCAGGUUUAUCAAACCGAUAAGAAGAGCUUUCUCUGCAAAGAUAAGUACUAUGGAAGAAAGCUCUCCGAGAAAGGGUUCAGGCAAGCCCUUUCUCAGUUCCUCCAUGAUGGAACCCGUCUACGAACCGAGCUCCUGGAGCCCAUACUUCGCAGGCUGCAGGCACUGCUCGCGGUCAUCAGGAGCCAGAGUUCUUACCGCUUCUACUCCAGCUCCCUCCUCAUAAUCUAUGAUGGGCAGGAGCCUCCUCAGAACGCUCUGGAGACCACCCCAGGCACCACUUCCGGUGACCCUGCCAAAGUCGAUGUCCGAAUGAUUGACUUUGCUCACACGACGUACAAGGGUUCCUGGAACGGGCACACCACCCACGAGGGACCAGAUCCUGGAUAUAUUUUUGGCCUGGAAAACCUCAUCGGAAUUCUGCAGGACAUCCAAGAGGGAGACUGAAGGUUUGGGGAACUUUCUGGCCUAUAGAUUUUGCAAAGGGACGCAAGCUAGAGUAGCCUAGAUCCCCCUGUAGCUGUCUCUGUAAUAACCAUAUCUACCUUCAAAAGUCGUCUCUGCACAGGGGACGUUGACAGUUGCUACAGAAAUCUGCUCUGCAGGUAUCCACCCCCCCACCAGGCAUCUUCGGCAGUGAAGCCCUCUUGGAGCAGACAGUGAAAGUGGCGCCAUUGUCGAGUGCACAGGAGGGUGUAGCCUGGGUCAGAGGCCAGCGCUGCGGUGCUGCAGGGGGCCUGCCUUCCAGAGCUCUUUUCUGUUAUCAUGCUGCAGUCCUCAACAGCCAUGAGGGAGAGAGAGAAAAAAGUCUCCUGGAAGAACCUUGAGGAAUAUCCUGCUUGUGUGGAUCCAGAGACAUAGCCAAUGCCUCCCACCUCCUCUGGAGAGUGGGACAGGAGUAAGUGAACUCUUUUGUCCAUCUCACCUGCCUUGUACUCAGGCUCUAAACAGACAAGAGCGCUGGCUGGGGUGUGGUGGGGUAUAGCUCAGGAGGAGGGCUGUUCGUUGCAUGCUUGAGGACCUGGGUUCCGUGAGGCCCAGAGUCACAGAAUAAGAAUAAGAAUAAGAAUAAGAAUAAGAAUAAGAAUAAGAAUAAGAAUAAGAAUAAGAAUAAGAAUGAAUGAGUGGACAAGGAUAGGCCAGGCAGACCCUGAUACCCCUCGGCAUGUGGGGGGAGCUGUCCCCACAGACUUUGGGGGCGUGUUGGAAUUAGCAAGUCUGCCACACUGUGACCAGAUGACCCUGACCUGGAAAUGCAGCCUCCACUUGAGGAGGUGUGCACCAACGCAGGAGCCAAUAGCAUUCGACUGUAUUCUCCAUUUCUAUUUAUUUAUUUUGGGUGUGGGUAGGGGAGUUGGAAGCAGAGAACCUGGAAGACCGGGGAAAACGCAAUGCAAUGUUUACAAGAGUGGUGCAUGCUGCUAAAUAGGAAACCAGAGCAAACAGGUCUAAUGAAUUCCUUCUUCUGCAGCAUUGAAACUUAUUACAAUGCCCUGGAGCCCCGGGCUGUGCUGUGCUCCCCAAUUAGGCAAAUAAAUUUGUUAAUAAAAUUGCUGAGGUCAUCAGUGAUUACUGGUCCUCCUUAAUACCCUUUCUGUUUGUUUAUUCUGGUCAGCAAACUGUCCAGUGCUUCCAAUUUAUGAGAACCUGGAGCGUAUGGCAAGAACAGCUCACCA
Molecule: messenger RNA, 2708 nt
Organism: Cricetulus griseus (Chinese hamster)
Lineage: Eukaryota; Metazoa; Chordata; Mammalia; Rodentia; Cricetidae
Source: RefSeq, a predicted model, not a curated record